This is a messenger RNA of Mytilus californianus (California mussel), 773 nucleotides long. RefSeq names its product PAT complex subunit Asterix-like. The coding region runs from base 152 to 472 and encodes 106 amino acids. NCBI's taxonomy places the organism in Eukaryota, Metazoa, Mollusca, Bivalvia, Mytilida, Mytilidae. The record is from RefSeq and is a predicted model, not a curated record. The transcript has 4 exons. Gene Ontology annotation, cellular component: endoplasmic reticulum membrane. Gene Ontology annotation, biological process: protein insertion into ER membrane. Gene Ontology annotation, molecular function: protein folding chaperone.
CCACAUAAAUCUGUGAGCAGAAAAAAGAACAUAAUUGAUCGUUUGCCCAUACGAAAGCUGAUUUUUCGAUUUUUCCUUGAGGCUUUUUUCAUAUUUCAUCGAAUACUUUUUGAAAACUUCAGAAGAAUUUAACAAAAAACGGACAAUUAAAAUGACUGGUGCGGGUAAUAAUGUCAUUGACCCUAGAAGACCGAAUAAAGUUGUCAGGUAUAAGCCACCACAACAAGGAGGCCCAUCUGAUGAUCCUACACCUGAUUAUAUGAACCUGCUUGGAAUGAUAUUUAGUAUGUGUGGACUUAUGAUGAAGUUAAAAUGGUGUGCUUGGGCAGCAGUUUAUUGUUCUUUUAUUAGUUUUGCAAAUUCUCGUACAUCAGAAGACACCAAACAGAUGCUCAGUAGUUUUAUGUUAUCAAUAUCAGCAGUUGUGAUGUCAUAUUUACAGAAUCCUCAGCCAAUGUCACCACCAUGGUAGCAUUUUUUAUCAGAACCUUGUUACUUCAUUCAGAGUAAAGUUGAGAAAUGUGGUCUUUAAUGUGUUUACAUUGUAUUGAGUAUACAUUGUUUGAAGAAAAUAUGUAAUUCCAUUCAAAUGUUCAAACUAUUCAUCAUGUUCAUUGAUGUUAUGCUUUUAUAACAUUUAAGAAAUUAAGAACAUUGAUCCACAUAUUCAUGUUAUUCCACAACUAUUUUUAAACAGAACUGAAAAAGAAAUCAUGUACAAAGUGUAAAAUAGAAUGAAUGUUCAGUGCAAUAAAGAUGUUUAUAAAUUGAAA